This is a messenger RNA of Amphibalanus amphitrite, 536 nucleotides long. RefSeq lists its product as uncharacterized. The annotation marks the transcript as partial. Lineage: Eukaryota; Metazoa; Arthropoda; Thecostraca; Balanomorpha; Balanidae. The transcript is spliced from 3 exons. The record is from RefSeq and is a predicted model, not a curated record.
GAGAAAUGAACUUUUUGCGCGAAGAAACGAAGGCUCUGCUCGAAGAAAUGACCAACCAACGUGAAGAGACGAAGGGGUGUAAGAGCGAGGUGACCAAUCUGAAGACAGAGAUGAAAAGACAAGAGGAGGAAAACACCGCACUGCAUAGUGAGGUGGUCCGCCUGCAGCAGGCAAUGGUCGAGGAGCGCUCCACUCGCCAGGUCGUCGUGGAGGAGCUGCGGCAGGAGGUCCGCCGGCUUACAGCGCCAUUCGGCCGUCUGCAGGGGCUGGUGCCACGAGAGCAGGAGGAGGGCGUCGAGACGCAGGUGCCACUGGAGAGGGCUCAGGUGCGCGAACUGGAGGACCGACUGAACCAGGCGCUGGUCGACCAGAAGAGGGCGGAGGAUGACCUGAAGAAAUCACGCGCCACCAAUUCCGCCACGGAGACCAAGCUGUGCGAGACUGAAGCGCGCAAUGAGGACCUCAUCAGCAAAACCAACGACCUCGAGCACACCAACGCCUCACUGAAGAAGCGCUUGCACGAAAUGGAACGCACA